This is a messenger RNA of Spodoptera frugiperda (fall armyworm), 828 nucleotides long. It is a transcript of the gene RpL35A, whose product is annotated as 60S ribosomal protein L35a. Bases 298 to 777 code for a protein of 159 amino acids. Gene Ontology annotation, molecular function: structural constituent of ribosome. The record is from RefSeq and is a predicted model, not a curated record. The transcript is spliced from 4 exons. NCBI's taxonomy places the organism in Eukaryota, Metazoa, Arthropoda, Insecta, Lepidoptera, Noctuidae. Gene Ontology annotation, cellular component: cytosolic large ribosomal subunit; ribosome. Gene Ontology annotation, biological process: cytoplasmic translation; ribosomal large subunit biogenesis.
UAAUUUCCGAACGAAAUAAUGUGUUGCUAUUUGAAGUUCACCAAAACUUUCUACCAUUAAUAAACAAAUCAAAAUGCUUUUUAUUUAUAAUAAGAUAAUUAAAAUAUAAUAUCACAAUUUAAAAUAGUAAAGUAUUAUUUUAAUUAUUUCUACACCUCACUGAAAGUACAUCUAAAAUUCUUUGCAAGAAAACAAAUAGUCAGAAAAUUACUAUAGUUUUUUCGGGAACGUUUUGAAGUUCUUAACUGGCAACACCUGGACCCGUUCUUUCAUUUCCAAAGGAAAAUAACAAACGGAAUGGCUGACGCAGCGCCAUCGACAGCGCCUAAGGCGAAAGUGCCUAAAACUAAGGCACCCAAAGAGAAGGCCGCCAAGGCUGCCCCUGCGGCGCCCGCAGAGCCUCCAAAGGCGGUGCGCAAAGUGUCAUCGAAGCCCCGUCACGGCAGGCUGUACGCCAAGGCCGUGUUCACAGGCUACAAACGUGGUCUGCGCAACCAGCACGAGAACACAGCUCUCCUGAAGAUCGAGGGAGCAAAGAGCCGUGAAGACGCAGACUUCUACGCAGGCAAGCGUUGUGUAUAUGUAUACCGCGCCAAGAAGAGGACGCCCAUCGCUGGUGGACCCCGUGGCAAGAAGACCAAGCUGCGCGCCAUCUGGGGCAAGGUGACCAGACCACACGGCAACUCCGGUGGAGUGCGUGCUCGCUUCCGCUCCAACCUGCCCGCGCAGGCUAUGGGACACAGGAUACGCGUGAUGUUGUAUCCCUCCAGGAUCUAAGACUCUUCCUGUUAAGUAAUAUAAGCAUAAAAUAAAACCCAAAAAAAUUUA